AUGUUUGCUCACGCCGGUGAGCGGAUCGGAGACUAUGAGGUCAAGCAACUUCUCGGUCGCGGUAGCUUUGGUGUUGUGCUUCUUGUUCAGACCGCUGCCCUGCAGCAGUUUGCCUUGAAGCUGGUGCCCUGUGACCACCUCGACGACGAUGAGGCGGCCAAAGCAGCCGACACGACGUUGGCCGAGGCUCAGCUGAUGCAGCGUCUUCGACAUCCCCACAUUGUCACAUGCCACGAUGUGCAGUUCGACCCACCUCGGAAGUGCGUGUGGCUGGCCCUGGAGUUCAUGGACGGCGGCGAUCUGGGCAACCGGAUCAAAGCACGACGCCAGGGAGGCCAGGCUCCUUUCGAGGGGCCCUUCCUGCAGCAUGUGUUGUCCACGGUGGGUGGCGCCCUCUGCUAUAUACACUCCCAAGGAGUACUCCACCGGGAUGUCAAGCCGCCGAACAUCCUUGUCAGCAACAGCCUGCACGAAGUGAAGCUGGCAGACUUCGGAAUUUCCAAAAUUCUCGAAGCUUCCGGCCACGCAGGCACGGUAUUGGGAACUCCGGCCUACAUGUCGCCCGAGCUUGUCUCGGGUAGACCUUACGGAACUGCCGCAGACGCCUGGGCUCUGGGUGCAUGUCUCUUCGAGCUGGCAUGCCUGAAGCGGCCCUUUGAUGCCUCGAACCAGUUGGCGCUGGUUUGGCAGAUCGUCGAGCAUGACCCGCCCGAGCUGCCACCCGAGACGCCGCCGGACAUGGUGUCUGUUAUACGUGGUCUCCUCAACAAGGACCCGUCACUCCGGCUGCGACUGGAAGAGCUCGUGCCCGAUGAGGCGGAUCCGGUGAUGGCAGGCUUGGUGCAGGCAGAGAAGGAGAGGCAGAUGAAGUGCAUCGAACUCAUCGCCUCGGAGAACUUCACCUCGCGGGCCGUCAUGGAGUGCUUGGGCUCGGCGUUGACUAACAAAUACUCCGAGGGACAGCCCGGUGCGCGCUACUACGGUGGCAACGAGGUGAUCGACAAGGUGGAGAAUUUGUGCAAGGAUCGCGCCUUGAAAGCCUUUGGCCUGGAUGAGAAGGAGUGGGGCGUGAACGUGCAGCCGUACUCCGGAAGCCCCGCCAACUUUGCCGUCUACACCGCCCUGCUGCCUCCGCAUGCACGUGUCAUGGGCCUCGACCUUCCCAGCGGCGGGCACCUCACGCACGGCUACUACACUGCGAAGAAGAAGAUCUCUGCCACGUCCAUCUACUUCGAGUCGCUGCCAUACCGAGUCCACCCGGAGACGGGACUCAUUGACUUCGACGAGCUUCGCAAAACCGCUUUGGUCUUCCGGCCGGCCAUGAUCCUCUGCGGUGCCUCCGCAUACCCGAGAGUGGUGGACUUCGCGAAGUUCCGGGAGAUCGCUGACGAGGUUGGUGCCUUCCUCAUGGCGGAUAUCGCCCACAUCUCCGGCCUGGUGGCCACCGGGGAGCAUCCGUCGCCCUUCCCCUUCUGCGACGUCGUGACCACCACCACGCACAAGUCCCUUCGGGGACCCCGGGCCGGCAUGAUCUUCUUCAAGUACAGCGAGAAGGUGCCGGACAUCAAGGACCGGAUUGACAUGGCCGUCUUCCCGGCUCUCCAGGGUGGACCCCACAACCACCAGAUCGGCGGCCUGGCUGCGCAGUUGCUGGAGGUCUCCACUCCGGAGUUCAAGGAAUACUCCAAGCAGGUCAAGGCCAAUGCGAAUGCCCUGGCCAAGGCCUUGAUGGCCAAGGGCCACAAGCUCGCGAGCGACGGCACGGACAACCACCUCAUCCUUUGGGACCUGCGCCCCCACGGCCUGAGCGGUGGCAAGGUGGAGAAGGUGUGCGAGCAGUGCUCCAUCACGCUGAACCGCAAUGCUGUGCACGGCGAUGUUUCGGCCCUCUCCCCGGGCGGCGUCCGCGUCGGCGCCCCGGCCAUGACCACGCGAGGAUGCACCACUGCCGAUUUUGAGAAGAUCGCCGACUUCCUGGACAGGUGCUGCAAGAUCGCCUUGAAGGUGCAGGAGGAGAAGGGCAAGAAGCUGAAGGACUUCGAGGCCGCCCUCCCUGGCAACGCCGACAUCGGGGCCCUGAAGAAGGAGGUCGAGGCAUGGGCAUCCACCUUCGGCUACCCCGGGCUCUGA
Symbiodinium sp. CCMP2456 is the source of this 2130-nucleotide messenger RNA. Lineage: Eukaryota; Dinophyceae; Suessiales; Symbiodiniaceae. The record is from the annotation of a GenBank genome assembly.